UCCCAUCCUGGUUUAGAAGAGGCAGGGAAUGUGAUUUGAGGUUGCGCGCGCGAAGUCCUCCUGUCGCACCGGUUGGCUUCGUUGGAAGUCUUCGUCCGAGGCUCUGUCAUGGGGGACGACAUGGAUGUAAUCCCCGAGAGGGAGAUGAAGGAUUUUAAAUUCAGAGCAUUGAAGAAAGUACGGAUCUUUGAUGCUCCUGAUGAACUCCCCAAAGAGCGUUCCAGUCUUCUUGCUGUAUCAAACAAAUAUGGAUUACUAUUUGCUGGCUGUGCAGCUGGACUGCAGAUCUUCCAGACAAAAAACCUUCUAAUGCAGAUUCCAGUGGGGGAUUCUCCUAAUAAAAUAGUUGAGAAUGUCCAGAGUCUUUUCGUUCCCACCAAGUUCUGUGUACAUCACUUGGCACUCAGCUGUGAUAACCUCACACUCUCUGUCUGCAUGGCCUCCAGUGAAGUUGGGUCCUUCAUUGGCUUUUUUGAUGUUCGCACAUUUGUGAAUCAGGCUAAGCAGCAAAAACGCCCCUUUGCCUAUCAGAAGAUGGCUGGGGCGAUGGUCAAUGACCUGAAAUGGAACCCGGUGAAUGCCUCCAUGCUGGCCGUCUGUCUGUCUGAUGGAAGCGUCUCUGUCCUGCAGGUGGCAGAUUCCGUGAAGAUCUAUGCAACUCUCCCUGCUUCUGUGGCUGUUACAUCAGUGUGUUGGAGUCCUAAAGGAAAGCAGCUGGCUGUAGGCAAGCAGAAUGGCACAGUGGUCCAGUAUCUGCCUAACCUGCAGGAGAAGAAAACAAUUCCCUGUCCUCCAUUCUAUGAUUCAGAUAAUCCUGUCAAAGUCUUGGACGUGUUGUGGGUCAGCACUUACGUCUUCACUAUCGUAUAUGCGGCUGCGGAUGGGAUCUUGGAAACUGCACCAGAAGUGGUGAUGGCUGUGCUUCCUAAAAAGGAAGACAAGCGGCCUGAGCUGUUUGUGAAUUUCAUGGAGCCCUGUUAUGGCAGCUGUUCUGAGAGGCUACAUCACUACUUCCUUAACUACGUUGAAGAAUGGGAUCUGGUCCUUGCAGCAUCUGCUGCUUCCACAGAGGUCAGCAUCCUCGCAAGGCAAGGAGACAAGAACAACUGGGAGCUGUGGGUUCUGGAAGACUCCAGCCGAGCAGAACUUCCGGUCACAGAUAAGAGCGAUGACACUUUGCCCGUAGGCGUGGCCAUUGAUUACACCAGCAACAUGCCCAUAACCAUUAGUGAGGAUAAAACCAUGGACCCAGCACCGGUCCUGCUGCUGCUGUCAACUGAUGGAGUCCUCUGCCCCUUUUACAUGGUCAAUCAAAACCCUGGUGUAAGGUCUCUGAUUGUGAUGCCAGAGCCUCUCUCUCCAGAAGGAGACAGAGGAGCAAAAUCAGCCGGAAGCACUCCCCCAUCAUCUGCUUCCGCUUCUUCUGCUCCUCCUCCAAAAGUAGAAGCUUCCUUGGCCGUUGUCCCAGCCACAUCUUCAGUUUCCAACAAAGGGGCAGCCACUUUGUCUUUCGCUUCCUUCACUCUGAAAUCCACCAGAUCUGCCGCUGAUGCCCCGCCGCAGUAUCCUGGCAUGUCGGAGACCCCCAAGCCUCCCCUUGAUUCCAACCUGAACGGAGCAGUCGGGUUCCCCUUCUCUCCGACCACCAGCACCUCCAAAGUGCCUCCAACCCCAUCUCUGCUGUCCAGCCCUAUUACAGCUUCUCCUCCCUCCUUCUCUUUUGGUUCCGUGAGUUAUAAAGCGGCCGUGGACAGCUCAGCGGGGGGCCCUCCCUUCACGAGUCCUGCUGGGCUAAAGCAAGGUUUUGCCUCGUCAACUUCGUCCGUCAAAACUAACCUCACAGAAAAGUUCACUGCUGCAGAAUCUUCUACACCAGCUGCCAACAAUGGCCAAAGCUCCAGUAUGUUCUCCUUCUCACCUGCUGCAAAGCCUGUACCUGCUGGGACUCUGGGCCAGUCCACUGUGCUGGGCACCCCUCCAGCAGCGCCGAUCAAGGCUUCCACCCCAGUCUCUUCAGCAGUGGUGCGUCCUUCUCAGAGUGCUCCUCCAGCUUCCAUGCUACAGAAAACGGCCAAGAUUUCCUCAGCUGUUUCAAAAGUGAGCCCUUCCCAGGGCCGGCAGCAACCACCCACUGCUGGGGUGGAGAAACAGGCUCACCAGUGGAAGGAUUCAGAUCCUGUCAUCAUAGGAAUCAGGGAGGAGAUUGCACAUUUCCAGAAGGAGAUGGAAGAGCUCAAAGGCAGGACAGCCAAAGCUGCCAUCGAAGUGGGCACUGAGGAAGAGGAGGAGAUGUUGAGGAUGGAGUUAAACGACCUUCACACUUUCCUUUUGGAGAUCAAAGAGACAACAGAGUCCCUUCAUGCAGACUUUAGCCUCCUGAAGACAAGCCUACUGGAGGGGUUUGCAGGUCUGGAAGAAGCAAGACAUAAGGACAUGCGAGCUCACAACGCUGAGUAUCUGCACCUGCUCUUUAAGAGGCCUUUGGACCCAAAAAGUGAAGCUCAGCUUCAGGAAAUCCGGCGCUUACACCAGUACGUGAAAUUUGCUGUUCAGGAUGUGAAUGAUGUCCUGGAUUUGGAGUGGGAUCGGCACCUGGAACAGCAAAAAGAGCAGAAGCGCUUACUGGUACCUGAGCGCGAGACUCUCUUCAACGCCCUCACCAAUAACCGGGAGAUUAUUGACCAGCAGUUGAAACGGCUGCAGAAUUUGGUGGGGAGCCUGCAGGAGCUCCGCUUGUACAAUCAGACGCCACGGUGGAGCCUAUCCACUACCACCUCUUCCAGCAGCAGCAGCAUACAAAGCCUUGACAGUGAACUGGAGAGCCUAAGUAAUGCCUUGACAAAAGCUACGCUUCAACCUUGCACCAAGACUUCACCAGGUAGUGACUACAUUGGUCUGUUGUCCUGCAAACUGUCCCCUGUGAAUCAGGGCCAGCUGAGGAAUUUACUGUCUAAGAGGAAGGUGCCGCCCGUAAGGACAACUGCACCAGCCAACCUCUCCCAGUCAGCCUUCCUGUCCUUGAGAUACGAUGAAGAUUUGGAUGAUGUUAGCUCCACGUCUUCCGUUGCCCAGUCCCUGGAGAAUGAGGAUGUUCAAGCCCCAGAUCAAGAGGAAGAGGAGGUUGCACCAAUCCAAGUUCCCCGGCAUGCCCCCGUUGUCCGAACGCCCUCAAUUCAGCCUGGUCUAAUGAUACAGCCCCUCCCUCACGGCAAACCCCACAUCCCAAUGGGCACUUUAAUAGCCAUGCCGAGAAUCAUCCCACAAGGGGCAGACAGCACAAUGCUGGCAACAAAGACAGUGAAGCACGGAGCCCCUGCUCCCUCCACCGGCCUCCCAGCACCCCAGGCAGCAGCGGAAGCAGCAUUGCGGAGACAGAUGGCUACCCAGAACCCAGCUGCGAGUGCUUCCUUAACUGAAUCAACUUUGAAGAAUGUCCCUCAGGUGGUGAAUGUGCGAGAACUCAAGAGUAACACCUCUCCUCCAGCUGUUUCUACAAUAAUAGGAUCAUCGGUUCCUCAGUCUGCUGCACAAGCUGUCCACCAAGUUCUGGCAACUGUAGCUACCAAUCAGGCGAGCCAGGGACCUUCACCAAGCUCACUUAAGGUGCAGUCUCCACCCAGCUCUGCUUCUGUGGCAAGUGUCACCAUGGCGUCUACUGGCCAGCCAUCUGCUGGCAAAAAGAGCACAGGGCAAGGCCCUCUCAAGACAUCAGCAUCCGUGACUUCUGCUGCUGCUACGCCCACUCCAUCAACAGCUGCCCAGUUCAACAAAGCGUUCACAUUUACCACCUCUGUACCAGAAGCUAACCUUGAUGCAAUCCUCUCCUCUCUUGCACCUGUCCCUCCAGUAGAAGCAAUACCUUCUCCUCCAAAACAGCUGAGCCAGCCUGAUGCCUUUCCCCUUGGCGGGAAUGUGAAGUUUGGAACCCCUCUGGAGAGCUCCUUCACUUUUGGGUCCGCAAAACCGCCCAGUCUUCCGGGAGUCCCCAUGACAAGCAGUGGCUCAGGAGAUCCAUGCCCGGCAAACAGCCAGGUGACUUCAGCCCCUGUGGCCUCCGUCCCUUUCUCAACCUCUGGGAAACUGGAAGGGCUUCCAUUGAAACAAGGAGAUCACCUCUUCCAGGGCACCGCUGCUGGAGAGACCCUUGGGAGUUUCUCUGGGUUAAGAGUCGGUCAAGCCGAUGAGAAUUCCAAGGCUGCCACUACCAAACCUCCACCUGUUAAUGCCGCAGGUGGACAGCCAGCAAAAGCAAGCACUAUACCUUCUGGGUUUGCUCUUGGAAGCUCUUUGCAGGUCAGCAAACCAACAGAGGCUGCUCCCUCUGUGAUGACAACCAGCUUAACAUCAACGUCUGGCAGCACCAUCUUCGGCAAUGUCCAAUUGGUCAACACAGGGUCUCCUGCUCUCUUUGGCCUUGGAGCGCCUGCAGGGGGUGCCAAGUCAACUUUCGCACUUGGGAUUCAGCCAGCAAAUGCCGCAACGGCAACACCCUCUUCGGCACCGGCGGCAACCGCUACUCUGUCAUUCGGAAGUCUGUUGAGUUCAGCUCCAACUGCUGUAGCCACGACACCAACAGGUAAAGGAGAGGAAGAUACCAGAACCUCCCCAGGCCCUGAGAAGCUGCCUCAGAGUGAUGCCAGCAAGCUUGGAGCAAUGCAGCUGCUGCCCCAGCCCCAGGUCCAUACUCCAGAACCUCCUCAAGAUCCUCCUGCUCUGGCCACACCUUCGUUGGAAGAGGUGGAUGCAAUCAGUCUUGCUGUGGCGGCAGCAGGAACAGUAGCACCUGCCAAAGACGCUGUUCCCGCCACUUCUACUGAUUCAAAGGCUGAGGUGGUUUCUGUGGCAAAUUCUCUGGACCAGCACACUCCAGCAACCUUGCCUUCAGCAAACACGGCCUCUCAGCCUGCCGAAGUGACCAGAGCGCUUCCAGCUUCCUGUAGCCCAAGUGUGUCCAUCCAGGCCCCGGCCACUGGCACCUCUGCGUUCACAGUCAAUGUUUCAGCCCCUUCUGUGUUUGCACAGCCCUCCGCCACCUGCUCUUCUGGCUCAGCCUUCAGCCAACCUGCAGUUGAGGCUUUAGGGACCCCUUCCAUGCCCCCCAUCUUCGGCCAGCUCUCUGCAGCGCCGCCUUCUCCAUUUAACCAACCCCCUGCCACCCCGCCACCAUCCACCUCCACCAUCACCACACAGGCAGCAACUCCUGGGUUCAGUACAUCAGCUUUUGGUGGUGCCACCACCUCCACAGGCUUUGUUCAGCCAGCCUUUGGCCAAGCCCCUGUCUUCGGCCAGCCGGCCAGCACAUCGAGUGGGUUCACCUUCAACCAGGCAGCCUUUGGGGCUGCUCCCGCAUUUGGACAGAUGGCUUCUUCCACCACCCCUGCAUCCAGCAGUGGGAGCGUCUUUGGGGCACCAUCCAGCACAAGCACCACCAGCUCCUUCACUUUUGGACAGCCUGCGGCCACUGCAGGCACCAGCCUCUUUGGCCAAAGCAGCACCCUGGCUUUUGGGCAGAGCUCCAGCUUCGGGCAGGGGGCAUCCAUCUUUGGGGGCGCGGCUGCUGCCACCACCCCAACAUCCUCAGCUGGAUUCAGUUUCUGUCAAGCUUCAGCAUUUGGCUCCAGCAGCCCAGGCCCUGUGUUCGGGCAAGCGACCAACACCAGUGGGAACCUCUUUGGCCAGCAGACUUCUUCUGGCGGGGGUCUCUUUGGGUCUGGAAGCAGCGGCGGGAGAAGUGGUGGUUUCUUCAGUGGCCUAGGAGGAAAGCCAAGCCAUGAGGCAGCAAAUAAGAACCCUUUCAGCGCCACCGGUGGGGGAUUUGGUUCCCAGGCCAACCAGAAUACGUCAAGCCUUUUUGGAAACAGCGGUGCCAAGACCUUUGGAUUUGGCACCACCGCCUCCUUUGGCGAGCAGAAGCCGAUGGGCACAUUCAGCUCUGGUGGAGGGAGCGUGGCAUCUCAAGGCUUUGGGUUCUCCAGCCCGACUAAAGCAGGUGGCUUUGGAGCUGCUCCUGUGUUCGGCAGCCCUCCCACUUUUGGGGGCUCCCCCGGGUUCGGAGGGGUGCCAGCAUUCGGUUCAGCCCCAGCCUUUGCAAGCCCUCUGGGCUCGACGGGAGGCAAAGUCUUCGGAGAGGGGACGGCGGCCGCCAACGCUGGAGGAUUUGGGUUUGGCGGCACAGCCAACACAGUGUCAUUCGGAACGCUGGCAAGCCAGAAUACCCCUACCUUUGGAUCCCUCUCUCAGCAGCCUACGGGUUUUGGCACACAAGGCACUGGCUUCUCCGGUUUCGGGUCGGGUGGAGGAGGAGGCUUUGGCUUUGGAUCGUCUAAUGCAUCCACCUCUGGGUUUAGCAGCUGGAGAAGCUGAAAGGAUGCCUGCCCAUGUUGUGCUUCUGUUGGAUGGGCAGGAGUGAACUGAGGAGAUACACAUGUUGCAAUUAAAUGUCAGGAUUU
Molecule: messenger RNA, 6449 nt
Organism: Lacerta agilis (Sand lizard)
Lineage: Eukaryota; Metazoa; Chordata; Lepidosauria; Squamata; Lacertidae
Gene: NUP214
Product: nucleoporin 214
Exons: 36
Coding region: 109-6363 (2084 amino acids)
Biological process (GO): protein import into nucleus; RNA export from nucleus
Cellular component (GO): nuclear pore
Molecular function (GO): structural constituent of nuclear pore; protein binding
Source: RefSeq, a predicted model, not a curated record